CAAUAAAUUGUAUUAGCGUAUAAUUAUGCUACGAAAGUACUAUGCAAAUUAUAUAAUUGAUUGUACGUAACUGAUUUAUAAAUAAUAGACCGUAACACAAUUACAAGAAUCUUGUCUAUGAAAUUACAGUUGACAAUCUUCCUUCGUACUUUCGCCUUAUUUCGGCAAACUUUCUUUAUUUUACUAAAUGAAUACUGUCAGCCUUAUAUAAUAACAGCUGAUUCUUUUCCGUGCAUCACAGUCAUCGUCCGACUCUCACUGCGCGAUGUUUUCUUCGGUCCCGUGAGCUGCAAUUUUAUAACAACGCAAUCAUCUCACUUCUGUUAUGACAUUAUUUACAUAAUAUAUGUAAUAUAUUGCUUGUUAUGUGUUAAAGUUACAACAGUUUAUUUUACUCUAUACUCACUAUAAAUGUUUUUGUUGAAAAUAUUUUGAUACUAUAGACUUCCACUUUCUUCCUGAUUAUACACAUUCAUACAUCUUUAUUCCUAUUCUAAAUAAUUAAUUAAUCUGAUUUCUUUUAUAAUAUAUAAUUAAUCUGGCGUAACUUUAAUCUUAUGAAUAUUUUUCUUACAGAUGUAUACAUCAUCAAUCGGUGCCUUUACAGCCAGUUGGCUGUUUCUCUGCUUAAUUAAGCCGCUUUAUAGCGAAGUCAUCAUAGAGAAGUCAGAUUGGAUUCCUUAUGAAGUCAAUAAUACUAUACACUCCGAUCCAAUUUUUUUUGAAGAACAACUUCAGUCUAAGAUUUCAAAACUUCCGCAAUACAUUUAUCAUCGUAAUUAUCAAUCUAAUUCAGUGCAAUCUGAGGUGCCUUCAAAAGACCUGUAUCCUGAAGCUUAUGUGAAAGAAAAUGUAGCAAACUCUAUGUCAAAAUAUCCGUUGGAACAAUCUUAUCAAGAGACUCGAAUAAGGGACGAAGAGAUGAUGCUGAAGAUGAGUAUAUUGGAGAAACUGUUAUCCGAAGACGAGAAUGACGUCGAGUCAAUGAACUCGAUCGAAGACAGCAUCUUCGCGGAGACGAGCAUCUCCGAAGAAACCAAAAGGGUCGCUAGACAAGUUCGCAGGCAGCGGCCGGGAUUCUUUUAUACUUUAGCAAGAGUCGCUUUCGAGACGUUCAACGAUACGCGUUCGGCGAUUAAACAAAUAAGCAAUAUUAUCAGCGAAAAUAUUGUACCAGAUACAACCACGCAACCGCCAAGGGUCAGUAGUAGUAAUUCAUUGCAAGUAAACAAUAUGUCUUCGACAACGGUCGCUACGUCGUUAAAUGAUCAAAAUGAUCUGUCCAGUAAUUUGACGACUGUUAAUGUAACAAUGAGCCCGACAACCACGACAACUCAAGCGCCUUUUAGAUUCACGCAAUCUGGAUUGGCAAAUUUGUUAAGCAGAAAUUUGCGCGGUUUGGUGAGACUCUUUAAUAUUGAAUGGCAGGAUGCUCUAAAUCAAUCAGAUAUAUCUGUGAGAGAAUUUCAAAAGAAUCUCGGAAAUCAAGUAGGCUCUUUUCUGCAAGAUAAUCCAAACGCCUUUUAAAAAUAACGAAGAAAGAAGAGUGAAUAAAUGGUGACAGAGUGACAGUGACAGAUUUGUGACAAAAAAUUUUUGACAGUUUCAUAAUUUAGCCAAAGACUACAGUGUGUUGUCACCGAAACAAAUAUUUAAAAAAUAUAUAUUUAUAUAUACAUAUAUACUAUUCUGUAAAGAGAGAUAACAUCUGCACUGUUGAGCAAUUAUGCAGCAAUUUAAUUUUCGGAUAGAAAAAAUAUAUAUGCGCGGGUGUAAAAAUAA
Messenger RNA from Nylanderia fulva, 1782 nucleotides. RefSeq lists its product as uncharacterized. NCBI's taxonomy places the organism in Eukaryota, Metazoa, Arthropoda, Insecta, Hymenoptera, Formicidae. The record is from RefSeq and is a predicted model, not a curated record.